This is a messenger RNA of Tribolium madens (black flour beetle), 3728 nucleotides long. RefSeq names its product histone deacetylase 6 (gene HDAC6). Gene Ontology annotation, biological process: chromatin organization. Gene Ontology annotation, cellular component: histone deacetylase complex. Gene Ontology annotation, molecular function: histone deacetylase activity. The record is from RefSeq and is a predicted model, not a curated record. Lineage: Eukaryota; Metazoa; Arthropoda; Insecta; Coleoptera; Tenebrionidae. The transcript is spliced from 12 exons. The coding region runs from base 324 to 2966 and encodes 880 amino acids.
CACAGUUUCAUCAAUUAUGUUGCCGAUGAUGGAUUAUUCCAACUCCAUGUUUUUGUCGAUUUAAUCAAGCUCGAUAACUGAGAUGUUUACCUCUUCUAGAUGACUAUGCACAUUCUCUUAAAACGACGCCCAGAAAUGCAACUGGGGGUGGUUCAACAACCGGCGCGAAAUUCAAACCCCUACGGUGUUGCGUCAGCCAAUAGCGACCAACCAAAGAAGAGGCCAUUUUAUUUUGCGCAAUUGCGCAUCCGUGCAGAAGUUCACAUGGUGUGCGAGUGCGUGCGGCUGAGUAGCUGAGCUAAGUACACCUGUUGAUAAAAGGUAUGAGUACCUCAUCAGGCUCCCCCGAACAGGGGAAGGAGAAAGGUCGCGAGUCUUUGAAGGCCAUUAUGGCGCAGAAGAAGAAGGAAAUGUUGCAGAAUAUGCCAGAUAAUCCGGAUUCUGCAGAUGCUCUGAUCGAUCCAUACGCAAAUUCCACGGCUUCAAACUACAUAACAAGAGGAAAAACUGGCGUCGUUUGUGACACUGAAGUUUUAAAGCAUAAAUGUGAUUGGGAUGACAAUUAUCCCGAAAAUCCGCAACGACUGUCGGCUAUCUUGGAAAAAUGUUCCGGUCAGGGCCUUUUUGAGCGCUGCAUCAAUAUCCCAAACAUUAUGCGACCGGAUUUGUAUGAAAAAGUCAUUUCCAAACAUACUCCUGAGCUUUACGAGAAAUUGGAAAGGGUUUCGAAUAUGAGUUUAAAGGCUAGGGAAGACGCGGCUUCUGAUUAUGACGCAAUUUAUUUCAAUCAGUUUACUUUUGAUGCUGCUUGUCGUUCUUUAUCUUCUGUUUUAAAUCUUGUGACAGCUGUUGCAAAACGCGACGUGCAAAAUGGUAUGGCUUUGGUGCGCCCUCCGGGUCACCACGCCAUGGAAAAUGAGUACAACGGUUAUUGUUAUUUUAAUAAUGUUGCAAUAGCAGCAGAAUCCGUCAUUCGAGAAGGUCACUCAAAAAGAGUAAUGAUUGUAGACGUCGACGUCCACCACGGCCAAGGGAGUCAACGUAUGUUUUACGAACGCGAUGAUGUUCUUUAUUUCUCAAUUCACCGGUACGAGCAUGGCACCUUUUGGCCAAAUUUGCUUGAAAGUAAUUUUAAUUAUAUUGGCAAAGGUGACGGUUUGGGCUUUAACGUUAAUGUGCCUUUAAAUGAGACAUUGCUUGGUGACGAUGACUAUCUAGCCAUCGUCUUCAAUUUGUUAUUACCUCUUGGAUAUGAGUUCAACCCUGAUCUGAUUAUAAUAUCUGCUGGAUAUGACGCCGCAAUUGGCUGUCCAGAGGGGAAGAUGAAUGUCACGCCUGGGUUUUACUCCCAUUUAAUAAGUCUUCUCUCAACACUAGCACGAGGCCAAAUUGCUGUUGUACUCGAGGGAGGAUACUUUUUACCGACAUUGUCGGAAGGUGCAUGUAUGACAUUGAACUCUCUUCUGGGAAGCCCUUGCCCGAUGUUAGACCCAAUCAAAUGUGUUCAUCCAACUGUCAUCAAUACCAUUUGCAACGUCAGACGUAUGUUGCACAAAAGGUGGAAAUGUUUCGAUGUUGUUGAACUCCAAACACCGGAAACUGUCACAACAUACAGUCAACACAGAUUUGAAAUAUGCUACUUUGGCGACAAGAGAAAGCCACCAUUUGACAACGGGCCAGGGAGCUACCCGGGGAACACCGAAGAAAACUUCAGAUACUACACAAAACUAAACGAUGCUUUACGUGAACGCUAUGGUUAUGUCUUGGGCCUCCCUAUAAAUUACGUUUACGACGACCAAAUGCUUCAACACGCCCCACAACCAGGCGAUGUGGAACGGCCGGAGCGUCCACAACGGUUAAGUUCCAUCAUGGAAGUCUUAAAAGAAUUCGGAGUUCUCGAAAGGAUGAGUCGAACUCCUAUAGUGCGCCGUGACUUCAGCGAAUAUUCUCCACAUUGUCGAUACUACUUCAGCACUGUCAACAAUACAAUGCAACAGUCUAAAGACGUUUACGUGAAUGAACACACUCAUGAUUCAAUUCUGUUGGCUGUAUCUGGAUUACUAAAUUUAAUAGACGGGAUAAUGAAGGGAACAUCACAAGCUGGAGUUGCUAUAAUACGCCCUCCGGGACACCAUGCGGAGCAAAAUAAAGCGAUGGGUUACUGUUUUAUCAACAAUAUUGCUGUGGCAGCAAACUACCUUCUUAAAAAAUACGAAGGGGAUAGAGUAUUGAUUAUUGAUUUUGAUAUUCAUCAUGGGAAUGGCACCCAAAACAUGUUUUACGAAAACGACAGUGUCAUGUAUAUCAGCAUCCACAAGGACGAAAACGGGAAAUUCUUCCCUGCGAAUUCUCCCAGGAACUACACAUUCGACGGAUACGGACGCGGACGCGGAUUUAAUAUCAAUAUUCCUUUCAGUAAUGACAAGAUGGGGGACACCGAAUACUUGGCAGUUUUCCACAAUAUCAUUUUGCCGGCAGCUUAUUCUUUUGCCCCACAAGUCGUUCUUGUGUCUGCCGGUUUUGAUGCAGGCAUCCACGAUCCUUUGGGUGGUUACGUGGUCAAUCCUGAGACUUUCGGUCACUUCAUCCACAUGCUGAAAGGUCUGGCUAAAGGAAGAUUGAUCCUCGCGUUGGAAGGAGGAUACAACUUGACAACAACAAGCUAUGCUUUUGCCAUUUGCUCCAAGGCUCUCUUAGGAGAUCCAAUCAUUAUGCCAAAUAACAUUUAUAAAAACUUUUCAUCGGAAGCAAUCAAAACAAUUCGUAACGUGACAAAUAAUUUCAAACAGUAUUGGCCAAUCUUCGAGGUAAAUCGCAAACUCGGAGAAACUCCUUAUAUUUUGAAGAAAUUAAAAGACUUCAAGGAAAAGAAUUACGGACAAGAAUUGGUAAGGGCCAUUGAUCCAAAUCGCGUGCAUGAUAACGCGUAUGUUGAGGGGGAAAUGAAAGCUUUAAACGACUCUUAAUCUAGUCUGUUUGCUCGUACUAACAGCUCAAUAUUUUAGUUUUUACGUCAAUUGUUUUACUUUUAAGUUUGUGUAUGUGUGUCUAAAUGGGGUGAAUGAACCCGGUCAAUAAUUCUAGUCUUAUUGAUUUUACCUGAUAACUAGUCGCAAUAACGACUAAUAUUUUAAUUUUAACAUUCCAGUUUUAUAUUGACAUCCUGUAGUAGGUUAAGCCUGUUUUGUACUUGUUUCAUAUACUUAAGUCUUGAUUUACUAAAGCGACUAGAUAAUUACUUUUGUUUCGUUUUUUCAUAUUGUUUGUAAAAAGUUUUAUUUUAAUUUUAGUGUUUAGUUGUUAAUUGUUUCUAUCGAUUUUAUUUUUAAUCGAUAACUGAUCGGGCAACCGACGCUGAUCUGAGUAGUUUGAGGCAGAGUUGAAGGAUUUAGAAUCCUUUCAAUAAAUCUAGUCUCUUUACUCAUUGCAACUCAUUGAUAUUAUUGUAGUGUAGUAUAUUAUAGAUAUAGUGUUUGUUCGUUGCUAAAUUUAUGUAGUUUUAAGUACUUGUUAUCAAUUUUAUUGGUAACCAAUUGUGCAAAGAGUCCUGAAUCAAGUAGGUUGAGGCAGAUUUGAAAAGAUUUACUUAAAUCCAUUCAAAAAAUCUAGUCUCACUCAUAGUUAGCCUAAUAAUAUUAACAAUUGUCAGAGUAUAUAUUUGGUGUUUGUAUUUGCGUUUGUCGUUAAUUGUAAGUUUUCUAAUUUUUUUAAUAAAAGCUCAAUUUACA